Molecule: messenger RNA, 1119 nt
Organism: Lodderomyces pseudojiufengensis
Lineage: Eukaryota; Fungi; Ascomycota; Pichiomycetes; Serinales; Debaryomycetaceae
Exons: 1
Coding region: 1-1119 (372 amino acids)
Source: RefSeq, a predicted model, not a curated record
AUGAAACAAAUUCUACGAUAUUUGUCAACAAGAACAAAGCACUCUCAAUUCUAUGCCAAAUCUACAAUUAAUCCAAUUGAUUUCAAAUUGAAACCGCCAAGUAAAUUCAUACCUAAAUCAGUGCUUGUAUUUUCAACCCCAUCAAAUUUACCACAAGUUAUUCAAGAUGCAAUAGAUUUAUUUCAAAACAAUCAAUUACAAGUGGUUGUUGCCGGUGUAGACACAAUGGUCCCUUAUUCCCAUAGGAACGGUGUUAGUGAAUUAUGGUUGGAUCAUUCCUUAAAGAUUGGUGCUUCAACAUUAUUGGAGGAGAAAGAUAAAUUAAAUGAACCACCAAGAGAAAGUGAUGGAAUCAAUGCAGUUAGUGCAAGAAAGAAUUGGAAAAAUAUACGGGGGAGUUUGAAUAUCAAAUUAAGAAAUGAAAUGAAUGCUAGUAUUAGUUUAGCAAAUACAGUAUUUUCGACUGGCUCGAUUAUUACAUUAUUUUAUUUUGAUCCCAUACUAAAAAUUGCUCAUUCUGGAGAACAUUUAUGUGAUUUAGAUAUUGAAUUGCCUAGAGGUAUUAUAUCAAACCAUUCAGUGGCGGUAGUGGAAGAUAAAUGGACACCACUAUAUUCUGAUGAGCCCUUUAAAGUCACUAAUUGUGUUGGUAAUUUACUCAAAACAAUUGAACAAAAACCAGCUGCCAAAUUUCUUGAAAAUAACGAGAAAUUGAUGAGUUUGGGAAGUAAAGAUACUGAAGUUUAUGUGAAAUUACGCAAACAAGGAACAUCAGUUGUGGAAAGAUACAAAGUAACAGCCGGAGGUGGUGGAUGGGGACCAAAAGCAGAUUUAAUUGCUUUAUCACCCGAAGCAAAACCUAAAAAAGGUGACGCAGUUGAAUUUUUCAUGAUAAAACCUGAAGAUAGAUAUUUUAGUAAGCAUAACGAUGAUGAUAUUGGAAAAUACCAAAAUUCAAUUGCAUUUGCAAGAAGUUAUGAAGAAACGACAUUCAAUGAAAACGAAAAAGAAAAGGAACAUAUUUUUGAAAAUGUAUUUGGUUGUGGUCUGGAGCAUGGGUUUAUAUUUAACGGAAUAAAGCAUGAUUCUCCUGGAGAAGCUCUUUAUAUAAAAUUGUGA